AUGGAGGAUUUUGACCUACUCUACAUGAUGAAAACUCCCUUUUACAUGGGAAGCUUCGAUAAAGUUCUAACUGAAGGGGAAACAAUCGAGAUCAAUGAGGAAGAUCAAAGAAAUAUCUAGUUAAAAAAUCUGCUCAUAGUUAGAGCCCUUACAAGCAGAAACGAUUUCCCUUAGCUUAAGACUUUUAUGCAGAAUCUAUUUAAUGAUCCAGUUUAGAAGGGAGAGGUUGCAAAUUACUCUCUUUUAGUUUAAUAUAUUGCAUAAAAACUUGUUGGGUACUUGAGAAUAAACAGACCAGAUCUAGGAGAACAAGUUCUCAAGUCUAUGAAAUCUCUUGAUGAAGAUAAUUGCCUUACUACUCUCGCUCAAUGCUGGUUGAAUCUAAACUAAUCAGGAUAGAACUUCAACACAGAUUCACUGAUAAAUAUCCUGAAUGAAUUAGGCGAGAAAUAUGGAUAUACAACUAAAACCUACAAUCUUCUUGCUAUAUCGUUACUUUUAAAGAAUGAUCUAGACAGAGCACUUAAGAUUUUUGAAUCUGCUCUCAAUGAUCUGAAGCUAGAUACUCCAGAGGGAGAGUAAAAGCAUCUCUAUGUUGGUAACAAUGACCUAGCUUCGUUACUUGUGAACUAUAUCAAAUGCAACACUAUGAAGACUGGACUCGGCUUGGGCAAUGAAUACUUUAAGACUGAUGAGUUGAAUAAAAGAUUGUUUAUAUAUGUGCAAAAAAUAAACCAAACCAUGCUGCCUGAGUUCUUUGAAGAAAGGAAAAAAGCAGAUAAAAUGUUUGAUGAAGCUUUAAAGCAAUUAAAUUGA
Molecule: messenger RNA, 816 nt
Organism: Stylonychia lemnae
Lineage: Eukaryota; Ciliophora; Spirotrichea; Sporadotrichida; Oxytrichidae
Source: the annotation of a GenBank genome assembly